Messenger RNA from Lathyrus sativus (Indian pea), 1938 nucleotides. NCBI's taxonomy places the organism in Eukaryota, Viridiplantae, Streptophyta, Magnoliopsida, Fabales, Fabaceae. The record is from the annotation of a GenBank genome assembly.
AUGGCGCAGAUUCAGGUUCAGCAGGCCGUUCCGGCACCUUCGAACGGCGUCAUUGCCACUCCGAACGCGAACCAGUUUGUUACGACGUCGUUGUACGUUGGUGACCUAGAACUGAAUGUCAGCGAUUCGCAACUCUACGAUCUGUUUAAUCAGGUUGGACAAGUUGUUUCUGUCAGGGUUUGUAGGGAUUUGACGACUCGUCGUUCACUCGGUUAUGGUUAUGUUAAUUUCAAUAACCCUCAGGAUGCCGCUAGGGCAUUGGAUGUGCUGAAUUUUACUCCACUGAACAACAAAUCUAUUAGGGUUAUGUAUUCUCACCGUGAUCCUAGUAUUCGGAAGAGUGGCACUGCUAAUAUUUUUAUCAAGAAUUUGGACAAGACAAUUGAUCACAAAGCUUUGCACGAUACUUUUUCUACUUUUGGACAUAUUCUGUCUUGCAAAAUAGCUACUGAUGGUUCUGGCCAGUCUAAAGGUUAUGGUUUUGUCCAAUUCGAGAAUUCUGAGUCGGCUCAGAAUGCAAUUGAUAAGUUAAAUGGAAUGCUGAUCAAUGAUAAGCAGGUGUAUGUGGGUCAUUUCCUACGUAAGCAGGAUAGAGAUAAUGUUCUUAGCAAGACAAGAUUUAACAAUGUCUAUGUGAAGAACCUAUCCGAAUCAUUUUCUGAAGAAGACUUGAGGGUUACAUUUGGUGAAUAUGGGACAAUUACUAGUGCUGUUUUGAUGAGAGAUGCAGAUGGUAGGUCGAAGUGUUUUGGUUUUGUAAAUUUUGAAAGUCCAGAUGAUGCUGCUAAAGCUGUUGAGGCUUUGAAUGGAAAGAAAGUUGAUGACAAGGAGUGGUACGUGGGAAAAGCCCAGAAAAAAUCUGAACGGGAGCUUGAGCUGAAAGGACGAUUUGAGCAAACUGUCAAAGAAUCUGUAGACAAAUAUCAGGGUGUGAACUUGUAUCUCAAGAACUUGGAUGAUUCUAUUAGUGAUGAAAAACUCAAAGAAAUUUUCUCCGAGUUUGGCACAAUUACCUCAUACAAGAUCAUGCGAGACCCGAAUGGAGUCAGCAGAGGUUCUGGAUUUGUUGCAUUUUCAACUCCGGAGGAAGCAUCAAGAGCUCUUGGUGAGAUGAAUGGUAAAAUGAUUGUUACCAAACCUCUUUAUGUUGCUGUGGCACAGAGAAAGGAGGAUAGAAGAGCUAGGUUACAGGCUCAAUUUUCACAAAUGAGGCCAGUUGCAAUUACUCCUUCUGUUGCACCCCGAAUGCCGCUCUACCCUCCUGGUGCUCCAGGUCUUGGACAACAGUUUAUGUAUGGUCAAGGACCACCAGCAAUGAUGCCCCCACAAGCUGGAUUUGGAUAUCAGCAGCAGCUUGUUCCUGGAAUGAGGCCUGGUGGUGGUCCUAUGCCGAGCUACUUUGUUCCUAUGGUUCAGCAGGGACAACAAGGUCAGCGCCCUGGUGGACGUCGUGGUGGCGGUCCUGUUCAACAAUCGCAGCAGCCAGUGCCAAUGAUUCAGCAACAGAUGCUUCCAAGGCAACGUGUUUAUCGCUAUCCUUCUGGCCGCAACAAUGUUCAAGAUGCCCCUGUGCAAAACAUUGCUGGAGGAAUGAUGUCCUAUGACAUGGGGGGUCUGCCACUCCGUGAUGUACCACCUAUGCCCAUUCAUGCUUUGGCUACGGCUCUUGCGAAUGCUCCCCCUGAACAGCAGAGGACGAUGCUUGGAGAGGCUUUGUAUCCCCUGGUAGACCAGUUGGAACAUGAUUCAGCAGCCAAGGUGACAGGCAUGCUUUUGGAGAUGGACCAGCCUGAAGUAUUGCAUCUGAUUGAAUCACCCGAUGCUCUCAAGGCUAAAGUUGCUGAAGCCAUGGAUGUGCUGAGAAAUGUUUCUCAACAAGGCAACAGCCCGGCGGAUCAACUAGCUUCACUUUCCCUCAACGACAAUCUUGUAUCUUAG